AUGAAACCCGGACAGAUCAUGGUUCAGCCAAGGAUUGUCAAUGGAAACAGAGUGUCAGAUAGAAGAACCAGGCCAUACAUGGUCAGACUUCAAGAUCCCUCCACUACAAACCCUUUCUGCGCUGGAUCACUGGUUUCUGUCAGUUAUGUUUUGACUGCUGCACAUUGUACUGAUGGUGUUGCCCUGGAACGGCAUCCAAACACAGAGUUAGGUGACAGCGGAACGCCUGUAGUGAUGGUCAUCAAGGGAACUCCCGUGCAAAUCGGAGUACAUAAUUCUGGUACUUGCCUUCCCAACGAAUACCCCAUAGCUGGGUUCGGGGCUUGGGCAUCCUGGCCACUCCAAGUUCCCAUUGACGAACCAGUGAUUGUGGGUGGAACAACUGUGACUGACAGAAAAACACGACCUUACCUGGCAAGACUGGAGAAUCCGGCUUCACGGAGAGCUUUUUGCACAGGAUCACUAUCAAACGCCAUAAGACCUUCGGAUUGGGUUGAUUCCGGGGCCUUUGAAAUGUACGACAUGUCAUUUUUGCCACUUCCAAGAGCAGCCAUUUUGAACGACUAUGUUCAAAUUAUCCCGGUGUUCAUUGGGUUCUCUAGCAAUAAUUUCGAAGGUACAACUUUAACGCUUUCUGGAUGGGGAAUCACUGGAGAAUUUCGUGCCGGACGAGCAUCUGACACGCUUCAAACUGCGCAAAUUGAGGGAAGAUCCUGCAUAAAUAACCCUCAUGGACCCGCUGAUUUGUGCUAUGCUGGAAGCGGAGGAACUUCAACAACUUGUAGCGGCGACAGUGGAACACCUGUGGUCCUAGAAAUCAACGGAACAGUCAUGCAAAUCGGUAUUCACAAUGCUGGUUUAUGCACUUUGUCAACCAAAGGACCAGGAGCUUUUGCAAAUGGAGAUGCCCAGCCGGUUAUUGCAGGAGGAACCACAGUGACAGACAGAAGAACUAGACCAUACUUAGUGAGGCUGGAGGAUCCAUCCAGACACACUGCACACUGCACUGGAAGUCUCAUAUCUUUGACGUAUGUGCCA
Notodromas monacha is the source of this 1038-nucleotide messenger RNA. Lineage: Eukaryota; Metazoa; Arthropoda; Ostracoda; Podocopida; Cyprididae. The record is from the annotation of a GenBank genome assembly.